AUGGCUAAUUCCAAUAACUUCCCUAUUGAUAUCACGAUUAAUAUACUCCUAAAUAUUCCAAGGAAAUCACUUGUAAGGCUCAAAUCCGUUUGCAAAUCAUGGCGUUCUCUAAUUGAAGAUCAUCAAUUCACCAAGCACCAUUAUUACCUGAACCAAAUCAUAAAGGGCUUCAAAACAGAACGAGACCACUCGAUUGACGACACGAUUAUUGAUCCUCCUUCCGUAAUCAGUCAUCAAUUGGCCCUAAAAUUUAUCAAUUCUAACAUCAAUGGAGUUUUUCUUCUAGUUGUACCAUUGCCUGACAAAAUCGUUUUCUGGAACCCGGAGAACCUCAGUGAAUCAGCAUCAAUCUCCCGGGUCCCAAAUACGACAUCGUUUUCUCUAGGAGAAUGGAUUUAUUUUGCUAAAUUUUCGUUACCUUUUAAAGCUAAACCUUGUUGGAAUAAGCUGGACUAUCUGGAAGUUUGUAGUAUGAAGAAGAAGGAAGAAUCCAAGAAUAGCUCGUGGAAAAAAAUGUUAAAAAUUGAAGAACCAGGUCCUGUGUUCCUUAAAAAGGGUAAUACUAAAGAUUUUUUGUUUUUCAGGAGCGAUAAAAAUGGAUUUGUGGUGAUUUAUGAUUCGAAGACUCGAGAGUUGAAUGAAUUUGCUGAUGAAAUAAUCAAAUCAAAACGAAAGUUGAAAGAAUUCGGAAUUGCUGGGACUCAAGUUUCACUUUUCAUUGAUCGAACAUAUGCAGAGGCAUUAAUUUCUUCUAAUGAUGAUACUCUGUAUUAG
This is a messenger RNA of Solanum stenotomum, 774 nucleotides long. Its product is annotated as probable F-box protein At3g22720. Lineage: Eukaryota; Viridiplantae; Streptophyta; Magnoliopsida; Solanales; Solanaceae. Gene Ontology annotation, biological process: SCF-dependent proteasomal ubiquitin-dependent protein catabolic process. Gene Ontology annotation, molecular function: ubiquitin-protein transferase activity; protein binding. The transcript has a single exon. The coding region runs from base 1 to 774 and encodes 257 amino acids. The record is from RefSeq and is a predicted model, not a curated record.